Molecule: messenger RNA, 12549 nt
Organism: Mirounga angustirostris (Northern elephant seal)
Lineage: Eukaryota; Metazoa; Chordata; Mammalia; Carnivora; Phocidae
Gene: ZNF366
Product: zinc finger protein 366
Exons: 5
Coding region: 6752-8995 (747 amino acids)
Biological process (GO): regulation of transcription by RNA polymerase II
Molecular function (GO): DNA-binding transcription factor activity; RNA polymerase II cis-regulatory region sequence-specific DNA binding
Source: RefSeq, a predicted model, not a curated record
AUCAAGUGGUUUAUAUUUCUUAUUUUGUGAAAUUUCCUAAUAACCCUGUGAGGUGGGUUAAUUAUUUUUUUUAAUCGCCAUUUUCCAACUGAGGAAACUGGGACUCAGCGAUUAAGUACCUUGUCACAGAUGAUAAGCAGAAGACCUAGAAUUCAAGCCCUGGGCUUCCUGACUUCCAAGUUUAUGCUCCUUGUCAUAUAUAGCUCAGCCUCUCUGUGAUAGAAUACACCUGAACAUUCUUAGUACUUUACCUGGUCAUAUUGGGUGCUCAGUAAGUGUGUUUCCCUUUCUUCUAUCAUCUUUUGUCUUCCUUGGGGAAAUAUGUAGAUAGCAAGUGCCAUCUCAGGGAGAGGAAGGGCGUCUCAGGGUGGACUUCCCUCUCACUCCUUCUACCCUCACUGGGGUCCCUUAUGUACCUUUGAGUGCUUGGUUCUGUCACCUUCAGCAACUACCAUUACUCAAGUUCAGUAGUUCUCAGCUGGAGGCAGUCAGGUCCCCACACUGAGACAUUUGAAAACAGGGAGGAUACCUUUUGGUUAUCAGAAUGAGUAGGGGGCACCUUUGGCAUCUAGUGGUUGGGAUGGGCCGGGAUGGUAAAGUUCUGCAAUGAACCCAUGCAAAAUAGCAAUGAUGUCUAUUCCCUUUGAGAAAGUCAGGGCCAUGACUGUCUUCUUGCUACCAUCCCUCCAUGCUGGCACAGUACCUGUCCCUCCGUAGAUGCUUAAUACAAAUCUUUGUUCUCCUUGCCACCCUUCCCAUUUUCUGUAUCUCUCUUCUCCCACUGGAGGUUCUGAAAGAGAGUUGUCCAGCUUGCCUCUAAUUCUAAUUUCUGGAGGCCUUAUAUAGCUCUGUCUCAUCUAUAUUCCAAUCCUCUUUCCUUCCCCUCUUUUCAAAAUGUUCAACAAUUUGGAGGCCCACAGCCCUUAUGAAUGCCUUCUAACUUGAUCAGGGAUGAUUUACUCUUUUAGUAAAGCUCAAAGACAUGGCUUUCUAGAGUAAUCUUACGUAGAAACUUUUUUCUUUUAAAGUGGAUUUAAAUACCCUAAAAAGGUAUUAGGUCGAUGGCCUCAGUGAAUGGAUUGUGACGUGAUUAACUCUAAGUGAUCUGGUUUUGGCCCAGGCGGCAGCAGUGGCCCUGGCUGGCUUUCCCUCUCAGACCCAUGAAGCUACAGUCUGGAUCGGGUGGAGGAAGGGAGAGGCCCCUUAAGAAACCAAGGAGGAAAACGCUAAAAGCUUGAGGUCUGACCAGUUUCAUCAUUCUCGCUGACAUGUCAGGAAAGCUGGUACUGUGUAAAUCAAGGACUCUACUUCACUCCAGGACAGAUAACCUAGUAAAGAGGAGUCAAAACUGGAAUCCCAGGAGAUGUCUGUGCCCUGAUUCCAGCUCCAGAAUCGUAGCAUGAAGCGGCAGGGUGGCGGAUAUCUGUGGUUGGAUAUUUUCAGAGUUCAUUGCUUUUAUUUUCUCACUGAUUUCUUUGAUAAGACCCCUAGCUCCUUUCUCUUUUAUAAAUUUCAGAUAGGAGGUUCUCUUCCCAUCCUGGGAAUUCCCCACUCUAAUCCACUCAGGCUCUCUCACUUUUGAGAGCAUAUUAGGGAAUUAAGAAGUCUUAAAGUUCAUUUUCAUUCUUUCUUAAUUAAAAAUCACUCUCUACAGAGUAGCACAGCUUAGGACUGAUCAGGAAGGGCUGAGAAGGAUCACAAGGCAGAGAAAUUUGGUGAAGGUCAAAAGAGCUAGCAUUUACUUAGCACCAGCUAUGUGCCAAGCAGACUACCUAUCAUGUAUCACAUUCUAAUCUUUCUCCAGAUCCAUGAAGGAGUAUAUUAGUCAGGGUAUACUAGCCUAUGCUUUAAUAACAAACAACCUUCAAAUUGCCAUUGCUUAAAAAAAAAGAAAAAGGAAAAAAGAAAGAAAACAAGGAUUUAUAUCUUAUUUCCAUUACAUGGUUCAACUGUAGCUUUGUUCCAGGUCAUCUUAACUUUAGACCUGAGGCUGACAGAAUAGCUAUUACUGGAAAUGUUUCAGGUUGCUAUGGCAGGGGGAUAGAAAAUUAUGCAAAAUCAUGAACUACUUCUCAAAGAUUCCACAAGGAAAUGACACGUGUCACAUAUGCUCACAUUUUGUUGGCCAAAGCAAGUCUCAAGGCCAUGCCUACAUAUAAAGGGAAGAGAGAAAUGCAAUCCAACUAUAUGUGCAGAAGGAGAGCUAGAAACAUUUGGUCGGUAAAGUGUUAUUAUAGCUGAGAAAAUGGAUGCUUAGGAAAGUCAGUAGGUGGUAGAGUUGGAACUCCAAGCUGAGUUUUGUGACUUGGUCUCCUGGGCUCUCUACUCUCCUACAGCAGGUGCGUUCUAUAAGCACAUUGUCACAUACGUGGUGCUGUACCUUCUCUCCAAAUAAAGUGUCCCUGGGGCUUAAGAAGGAAGUGUGCACAUGCACCUGGGUAUGAACAGGUUAGAGUCAAAUCAAAGUUAAUGUGACUCAGCCUUUACUUUAUUGUACCAAUUUCUACUCUCUGUAAAGGUCUUUACCACACUUGGCAUGAAAUCAUUAUGUAAUAGAAGUUUCAUCUUUGAACACAUGCCAGAUUUUUGUUUUUAAUCAUAGUUUCAAGUAAAACAGGUUUCUUUGCUUAUUGCUUUUAUUUGCUAUAUAAUGAGAAAAGGGCCACUCUGCCCUUAGUAUGGCAAGGCUGCUGCCUGGUGGAUGUUCAAAGUCCAGGGGAAAGGAUGUCCCAGUUUCCCUCUAUUACUUUCAAGACAAUCUCUAGAAAAAAAAAACAUCUUGCUCAAAGAAACAAAAUAACAAGACUGAUUCUACCAGCCCUUAGAAAAUCAAUCCCAAUAUUUCAUCUCCUGGAGCCCAGACGAAAGGCUAUGCUAUGUUAGUUCUUCUCAGACUUUUCUAAUCCAAGUACCCCUAAUGGGAGAGAAAAAAAAUCCCAAGUGGUCUACCACAGGUGCAAUUUCAGACUUUAACCAGUCCUGGGUGCGUGCGUAUAGGUUUGCAUUCUGCUCCAUAAUAUAUCCACAUUUGUUUGCAUGUAAAAUGUUUUAAAUCACUCACCACUACAUAAAAUCGAUAGGCCAGAAAAAUAUACUUAUUCUUGAUUUUCACCACUCCCUAGGAACCUGACCUCAAGCCUUCCCCAUCCAUGAAUAACAAUAUGCUUAUCACCUGAAAAUGGACCCCAGAGGGGCAGGGAUAAGGAUUACUUUUAGGCUGGGGAUAUGGGAGGUUUCCCUUGGCAGCUAGAGUACCCCUAGAAACCAGGAGAGGAUAAAGGUGAGAAAAGGAGGAAGAGGACGGGGGAGCCUGGGUGGCUCAGUUGUUAAGCGUCUGCCUUCGGCUCAGGUCAUGAUCCCGGGGUCCUGGGAAAGAGCCCGCAUUUGUGAUGCUUCACAGGGAGCCUGCCUCUCCCUCUCCCUCCCCUCUGCUCUCCCCCCUGCUCCUACACUCUCUCUCUCAAAUAAAUAAAUAAAUAAAGUAUUUUUUAAAAAAGGAGGAAGAGGGGCGCCUGGGUGGCUCAGUUGGUUAAGCGACUGCCUUCGGCUCAGGUCAUGAUCCUGGAGUCCCGGGAUCGAGUCCCACAUCAGGCUCCCUGCUCAGCAGGGAGUCUCCUCCCUCUGACCCUCCUCCCUCUCAUGUUCUCUUGUCUCUCAUUCUCUCUCUCACAAAUAAAUAAAAUCUUAAAAAAAUAAAUAAAAAAGGAGGAAGAGGAGGGAUGGGGAGAAGGGAGAAGAGGACCAUGAAAUGGUAGCUGGAGGCAAAGAGAAGCCAGGACAGUAAGGCAGCAAGUUACAAACAUGGCUUUAAAAAGCACACGGAAAGAACUGAAAACUAAUUUAUUAAGUCAUUUGCUAAAGAAUAACAUUUUUAUUGGUUAUAUUUCCUUAUCCAUUAAAAAAGCAAAGUGCUUUACCUGAAGCACAGCUAGCUAGAAUCUAAGCAAAUUAUUUAACCUUGCUGGUUUCUGAGCCAUAGAGCAGAAACUCAAGUGCUGCUCAGCCUAAUGAGUAUAUAGUUUGCAAAACUCUUUGAAGACAGAGAGUGCAACUGAAGUAUUAUGUAUUAUUAAAUAAAAUGGCUAUUUAGGAAGGGAACUCUCCAUUAGCAUUAUAUGUGCCUUAACUAGUGGUCAACACCUGGUAGAGCUAGAAGUCAAAAAUUUUUUGACAUAAGGGACCCAGGCACUGAUCACUUAAAAUAGAAAAUAAGAGAACAAAGAAACAAGCCCGGGCAGUGACAAAUGGCAGGCAGCAUUAAGGCAUUGGCUUGUUUCAGAGAGAGAUUCCUGAGCUAAAGAAGGCCUCAUUUACUGGAAUGGAAAAAUGUAGGGCCAGGAAAUUGCUCAGAGGUCUUCUGUCUCUUCCUGUGCACAUGGAGGUGCACUGUGCUACUGUUUUGGAUCAGAAUCUCAGUUUUGGAAAUAGCCUGAGUUGUGUCCUUGGAAAGUGAGGGGGUUAUGUGGUGUAUUUAUGUGCGAUGAAGGAGGGGGAGGAGGAGAGGAUGUUGGGAGGAGACAUUUAGAUGCUCUCUGGAACCAAACCAUUUCCUUGGGCCUCAUAGACAGUUACCAGAAUGACACUGGGAAACUGGACAGAUGAUCCAGGCUUAGGGAACCUCUAAGAUUCCUGAACCAGCUCCAAGGUAGAGCCAAGUCAGCCUGCUGACAACAAAGGCCACUUCUGAACGUUCAGACUAGAUGGCUGAUUUCAAGCCUGCCUAUUUCUCAGCAUGGGCUGAGUCUUGGUUUUUCAUUCAACAAAUGUCUAUUAACCGAUUCCAGCAGAUACUGUUUUAGGCACUGGGGAUAUAUCAGGAAACAAAAGACAAACAUCUCUGUGCUUAUGGAGCCUGCAUUCUAGUGGACGGAAACAGACACUAAAUAAAAUAAAUACGUUACAUAUUAAAAGGUAUGGAGCAUUACAAAGCAGGAAAAGAGAGUGAAUAGGGAGUACGAGUGCUGAGGGGGGCAGGGUUAGGGUGGCCUCAAUGAAAAGGUUGUACUGCACAAAAACUUGAAGGAAGCAAAAGAGAGAACCAUGUAGAUAUCUGAGGAAGAGCUCUCCAGGUAGAAAGAGAAGCAAGUGCCAAGAUCUGCAAGUGGGAGACUGCUUUCUGUGUGUGGGAAACAACCAAAGGCCAGUGGGGUUGGGGUGGAGUAAGCAAUGGAGGGUGUGGUAGGGUAUGCUCUCGGGGCGGGGGGCGGUAAGUGUAUCAUGGAUAGCCUUGGAUGCCACUGGGUGGACUUUGGCUUUUCUUUUUUCUUUUGUUUUUUUUUAAGAUUUAUUUAUUUAUUUGAGAGAGAGAGAGAGAGAGAGCACCCAGAGGGAGAGAGAGAGGGAGAGGGAGAAGCAGGCUCCCCGCUGAGCAGGGAGCCUAAUGCAGGGUUCCAUCCCAGGACCCUGGGAUCAUGACCUGAGCUGCAGGCAGAUGCUUAACCGACUGAGCCACCCAUGCAUCCCUACUUUGGCUUUUAUUCUAAAAUAAAAGAUGGCGGGAAAAUUUUAGGCAGGGGAGUGACAAGAUCUGACUUACAUUUUAAUAGAAUCAAUUUGACUAUUGUGUUGAGAGUAAGCUAAAGGGAUCCAAAGUUUGGAAAUGAGGAGAAGAUCUAGGACGCUAUUAGGAAGUGAUUUUCCACUGAUUUUAGAGUAAAAGCCAAAGUUUCUGGGGGCGCCUGGGUGGCUCAGUAGGUUAAGAGUCUGACUCAUGAUUUCUGCUCAGGUCAUGAUCUCAGGGUCAUGAGAUCCAGCCCCACGUCGGGUUCUGGGCUUAAUGGGGAGUCUGCUUGGGAUUCUUUCUCUCUCCUUCUGCCCCUUCCCCGGCCCUCUCUCUCUAAAAAUAAAUAAAUAAAUCUUUACCAAAAAAAUAAGCCAAAGUCCCUAGAAGAAGCCUGUUGUGGUAUGGGCCAGGGUAGGGGCAGUGCAGGUGGUGAGAAAUAGCUGGAAUCUGCAUGGACAAUGAAAACAGAACCCAGAGAAUUUGGUAAUCCAUAUACUUGGGCACUUAGGAGGUCUGUCCAGGACUAUGUCAGUGAGCUGUGAAGGAAUGGUUAUGAAGGAUGUAUCCUCUUCCCUUCUAGUAAAGGAAGAAGAGGCAGGAUUCUUGUUGGUUCAACCACCUUGCCUUUUGUCCUUUUUCCUUCAUGUAAAUUGAGGGCCUAUUUUGUGCCAAGCACUGUGCUGGGAUAUAGCAGUGAAUGUAAAUAGGAUCACUGCCCUUACAGAGCAAACAGUUUACAAAGGGAGUCAGAUGUUAAGUGCAUAAUCACACACAUAAAUGUAAAAUGACUACUCUGAUAUACGCUGUGUCAAAAUUGGUUUAUCUGCCCUGGUCAGGAGGUGCUGAGGAAAGAACACUCGAGCUGCGAUCUGAAUGAGACACAUGCCAACCAUGGACAAAGAUGGCAGAGGGAGGAGAAGAGUGUCCUAGGCAAUGGGAAUGGCAUGUACAGAGGUUCUGGAGGGAGGGGGAGCACAGCAUGGAUGAGGAACUGAGAGAACGCCAAUGUGAGUAAAAUGCAGAGAGUUUGGGGAACAUGAGCAAAAUGCAGCUGGAGAAAUGGACAGGGUCAGACUGUUGGGCUUGUGGGCCAUGUUCAGAUUUUGAACCUCAUCCUGGAAUCAAUGGGAAACAGCUGGAGGCCUUAAAGCAGGGGAAUGAUGGUCCUAUGUGCUUGCUGAGUGGAGUAAGAGUGAUGCGGAAGGCCAAGUACGAGACAAAGGCAGAAGCUCAGGAAAAUUGCCAAGGAUGCAGAAGGAAAUGAAGAUGAUCAAAGAUGAGGAUGUGCAUUUCAAUUUGGGUGUGAAGAGAGCCCCCUCCUUUCCCCACUGCCUGCAGCCAGUGGUUUCCCGAGGGAAAGCUCCCCAAAGACACCCCUUCCCAGAAGCUCUCCGGGGGCCUUUUUCCCAAUUUCGGUAUGAACCUCCUCCGGGACACCUAGAUGGAUUCCCGGGGGUCUUUGAAGGAGGAGGGUCUCGGAAACGGAAGAGCAUGCCCACCAAGAUGCCCUACAACCACCCUGCAGAAGAAGCCCCUCUCGUCCUCCAUGAGGAGAGCAAAAACCACGGCCCUCCGAACCUCUCUCUGCUCUUCCCGCAGCCCCCGCGCCCCAAGUAUGACUCGCAAAUGAUCGACCUGUGCAAUGUGGGCUUCCAGUUCUACCGCACCCUGGAACACUUAGGGGGCAGGCCCGUCAAGCAGGAGCCCGUGAAGCCCAGCGCCGUAUGGCCCCAGCCGACCUCCGCUCCGUUCCUGCCCACGCCCUACCCCUACUACCCCAAGGUGCCGCCUGGCCUCAUGUUCCCCUUCUUCAUGCCCUCGGCCUCCCCCUUCCCCUUCAGCCGGCACACCUUCCUGCCCAAGCAGCCCCCGGAAGCGCUGCUGCCGCGCAAAGCCGAGCCUCAGGAGAGCGAGGAGACCAAGCAGAAGGUGGAGAGGGUGGACGUGAACGUGCGCAUCGACGACAGUUACUACGUGGACGUGGGCGGGGCGCAGAAGCGCUGGCAGUGCCCCACCUGCGAGAAGUCCUACACCUCCAAGUACAACCUGGUCACCCACAUCCUGGGCCACAGCGGGAUCAAGCCGCACGCGUGCACCCGCUGCGGGAAGCUCUUCAAGCAGCUCAGCCACCUGCACACCCACAUGCUGACCCACCAGGGCACGCGGCCCCACAAGUGCCAGGUGUGCCACAAGGCCUUCACGCAGACCAGCCACCUGAAGCGCCACAUGAUGCAGCACAGCGAAGUGAAGCCGCACAACUGCCGCGUGUGCGGCCGCGGCUUCGCCUACCCCAGCGAGCUCAAGGCCCACGAGGCCAAGCACGCCAGCGGGCGCGAGAACAUCUGUGUGGAGUGCGGCCUCGACUUCCCCACUUUGGCCCAGCUGAAGAGGCACCUCACCACGCACCGGGGGCCCAUCCAGUACAGCUGCUCCGAGUGCGACAAGACCUUCCAGUACCCGAGCCAGCUGCAGAACCACAUGAUGAAGCACAAGGACAUCCGGCCCUACAUCUGCUCCGAGUGCGGCAUGGAGUUCGUGCAGCCCCACCACCUCAAGCAGCAUUCCCUCACGCACAAGGGCGUGAAGGAGCACAAAUGUGGGAUUUGUGGGCGGGAGUUCACUCUGUUGGCCAACAUGAAGAGACACGUGCUGAUCCAUACCAACAUUCGCGCCUACCAGUGUCACCUCUGCUACAAGAGUUUUGUGCAGAAACAGACCCUCAAGGCACACAUGAUCGUCCACUCUGACGUGAAGCCUUUCAAAUGCAAGCUGUGUGGGAAGGAAUUCAACCGGAUGCACAACCUAAUGGGUCACAUGCACCUGCACUCUGACAGCAAACCCUUCAAGUGUCUCUACUGUCCGAGCAAAUUCACCCUAAAGGGGAACCUGACACGUCACAUGAAAGUCAAGCACGGGGUCAUGGAGCGGGGCCUCCAUUCUCAAGGUUUUGGAAGGGGGAGAAUUGCCCUGGCCCCGACGGCAGGAGUGCUCAGGAGUCUGGAACAAGAGGAGCCCUUUGACCUUUCCCAGAAGCGUGGGGCAAAGGGGCCAGUGUUCCAGUCAGAUGGGGAGAGCGCCCGGGGCAGCCCCUGCCAUGAGGAAGAGGAGGAGGACACCAGCUAUGAGGUGGAGCAAGACAGCCCGGGCCUGGCCCCACAGAGCAGGCAGCCCUGCACACCCCACGAUCUACCCACCCAGCCCGAGCCAGCUCCCAGGGCACUCGAGGACCCCUGUGAGGAGGAAGAGGAGGACGACGACGAGGACAAGCCCAAAGGAGAGCACCAGGAGAGGAGCAAGGACAGCCUUGGGGCAGAGGGCAGCCCGGAGAGAGAAUUCGCCCUCAGAGAAGAGUGUCUCCACCUCAGGGCUCUGCAGAGUGCCCGGAGGGGCCCCUCCUUUUCUGAUUACUUGUACUUCAAGCACAGAGAUGAGAGUUUAAAAGAAUUACUGGAGAGGAAAAUGGAAAAACAAGCAGUGCUUUUAGGCAUCUAAGUGGACAGUUUUCAAAUUGCAUUUGGAAAAUGAGAACUAGGCAGUUCAAAUAUAGCUUUCUGCAUGAGUUGUCAUUUGCUGGAGACUGGCAAAUGGUGCAAAUCUUUAUAAAUGGCUCAGACUACAUGAGCAGGGAUUUGUCCUCAGUAAUGUAAAUGCUUCUCAGGUCUUUCCUUGGCCCCUUGAUUUCUAACACACAUGCAGGGUCCUCUUCAGUGCUAUUUUAUGCAUCUCCACUAUAAUAGACUGUACAUAUUCUAGAGACCUAAUUGUAAGCUGAUGCUGAGGUGCUUUUAGAAAUUCUAUUUUCCUUUGACUAAUAUGCAAUACAUGGGAAAUUUUUUUUAGUUGCAAAAAUAUGGUGCUUGACACGUUACCUUAUCAAUGAUGAUUUAGUUGAAUGUGUGCAAGUUACCAUAUUUUUCCAGAUAGAUGAAAACAUUCCUAGUUGUAUAUAUGAAAAUCACCUUUAUUAAAUAAGCCAACAUACCAGAAAUGACAAGAAGAGUGAGGUAUAGAAGAGGAUAUUCUCAAGUGGUUGCUGCAGAUAUAAGAGAGAAGUUUAAGAAAAUAUGAAUAAUUUCAACUAAUGAAAAACCAGCAGUUCUGAGCUUCCUGCCUGGGUCUGCCUUGUUCUGCUCCAGCUGCCUUCAUCAGAUGUGGCAUUUGGAGCGUAUUGUCAGAUGGCCCCAAAGUGGUCAGCGUCUGCAGGCUCACCCCUUGUGUCCUGAGCAGAGCUCCUUCCUGGAGACCUUGUUCUGAGGCCCCGUGCCCCAUAAAGUAGCUGCAGGAAGAGCUGUCGCCUUGAGCAGUGGCUUUCUCCUCAGCGCGGGAGCUGGGGGCGUGGUCGGGAAGUCUUGCAAUCUGAGUGCUGCUUCUUUAGAAUAUUAGAAUCACCAUCAGCUAAUUACUGCUAAGGGAGAUUCUGGACUGUGUUCUCAAUGCUGCCUGCGCAGUAGAAUCAUCUAGGGGAACUUUAAAAAAAAAUACCAAUGCUGAGGCCUCAAGCUCUGAGAUUCUGAUUUAAUUUGGUCUAGAGUGGAGCCCCAACUUUGGUGUUUUUUAAAAGGUUCCCCCUGAUGAUUCUUCUGUGCAGGAGGAUCGAGAAAGACUGACUGGGCUAAUAGGGUGGCUCUCUUGGACUCCAGGAGUAUGUGUUUCUGGCUUCAGACUCAUUAAAAUGUGGAGCAGGAGACCUUGAAAUCAUACUGCUGACCUAGGGCUUCUUACCUGUUCCAUAAGACCCUCACAAGGACACAAACACACGCAUGCAUGUGCAUGUGUGCACACACACACACACACUCACACACUCACACACACUGUAUAAACACACACUCUUUGUAUUAGAAGAUGAUGCCUGUGAUGUUUAUGGUCACCUAAUAUGUUUAAAAAUAUAUAGCCAGCCUACAGUGACUCAUUAUUUCUUCCUAGAUGCUUGAAUCAUGACUCUAGUGAGUGGCCAUGACUGUCAUGGGUGGGCUGAACCCAGCCAGUAGGCUUUCCUUAGGCACCAGUGCCAAGUAAAGCAGUGCUCACGGGAUGUUGCAGAUCUGUGACUGACCAUAAGCAGUAACCCUCUGGUACUGUGUCUGUGUUUAUGUAAAAACUGCCUCUUGGUUAGUAGUUUCAACUCUUUAUUUGUAGAGUGAGGUACUGUUUAUUGUGUUGCUUUCUCUCCUCCUAAAGUUCCAGUACAUUUCUUGAGAAGACCUGGCCCGUGUCUGACUGCUGGAUGUCAGCUUUUUCUCUUGGCCAAGGUGCUUCCCCCGACACUCACUGACUUCUAAUCAUCCCCCCAUGGGCUUUGUCAAUCCCUGACGCAUUUCUCCCGCCCCCCUCGCCUAAAGCUCUUUCCUUCAGCCUCACCACCACUGCAAAUGCCAAAGCUGUUUGGGUUUCCUACCGCCACCUGUGUGCUGAGGUCAGGCUCCUGCAAAGGGGAUGCUGAAGGAAAUAGUUUGGGUUUCUGUGGGUACAAGCCCAACUCUGUGCCAGGAAAGUGUCCCAAGUCCUUGGAGGGGUGACUUGCCUUCCAGUCAUUAUUGAUAUAGUUCAUUAGUGCCUCUGAUCAAAUCAUGCAGGAGGCUGGCUGCAUGGUCUGUGAGGCCUCCAGCUGUCAGGGUCCCAUUACAAGUUCAUUCUUUCAGUAGCCUAUAGUAGUUGAAGACAUACUUCCAGUGUGUUCUGGGCAUGCCUCGCCAGAACCAGGAAAUCUAGAAUAGCAAGCUCUAGUCUUUUCCAACCAAAUGAAUCACAUGGGAAUGUUUGAGGAUCAAGUUCAUGUUGAGAUGGAGAGAGUAUGGUCUAGAAUGAUGGUUUCCAAAUUGUGGAUCAAGGAGCCAGAGGUCCCUCUUAGGUCCCUCCAAAGCUGCUAGAGGAGAAGGAGAAACUCUCAGCCCUCACACCCUCUUCACUCAAAGUGGCUCACAUUUCAUCUGUUUUUCAUGUUAGCCUUUCAAGUAAAAUUUCAUUUUGAGGGGAAAAAAUGCCUAAGAAAAGUAAUUUAAAAAGUGUUAGGAAGUGUAUUAUAAAGCCUGUUUUUAGUUCUUGACUCUGGGUAUGAGAGACUUAAUUAGCUCUAGCCUGAUGAUAAAUAUAAAAUAUACACUGACCUUGUGAGAAUUAAGGCUAAAAUCUUGGUUUUGUAUGUUGUUGAGUGACCACCAUCCUGACUUGCCUGGACCAACCCUGGUUUAUACCUUUGCCCCAAGAUCAUUGCUAAGAGUAUUACCUCAACUCUCAGAAGUAUCCCAGUUUGCGUGAGAAAUUACAUGGAUACCUCAUGUGUAAGUGCAGAGCUAAGGGAAGGUUGGCCAACCUUGCCUACUGGGCUAAUUAAUGAGAAUGCAAACCUGAAGGACAGCACGGGGGGUCACCCUGAGAGAACUGAGGGGCAAAACCGUCCAAGGUUAUCAGCACUCUAAGGGCUAGGGCAGCAUAACAUUCACCCUCUUGUGACACUCUGAAAAUAGGUCACUCCCGAAAGCUUUCCAGACUUUUGACCGCUGUCACUCUGAAACAGCCAACUGACCAGCCAAGUGGCGUAUUUCUCUUUUAUCCUUUUUAUUCAGGCCUAUGACCACCUCCCUCUUUUUGCCUUCUAAUUCCUCUCUCAUUCUUUCUUUUUUAAAAAAUUUGACUCCCCAUUGGCCAUGAGACUGAGGCUGACCUUUCAUAACCCCACAAGGGUAACUGGUAUAUUUGUAUAUGAGUAGCGGCAUGAGAAAGUCCAAUGUGCAUACUGUAUUUAUUAAGCCCUAAAGACAUUUAAUAAAAUAUUAACAUCGCAUUUUGAAUCAUGAUCUUUGUCUGCUUUGCUGGAACAAAAUGUAACAGAGCUAACAUUUAAAAUCCUUCGCAUAUUUGGACAACAUUACACCAAAUGUUGAUUUUGUACAGAAUUCUGGCUUGCUAUUUAAAUAUGAAAACUCCAAGUAUGUAGUAACCCAAGUUGUGAAUAUUGCUUUCUGCUUCAGUGGAAAAGCAGUUUACCUGAAAAUAGCAUGUAACCUAUAUUUUGUUAAUUUAAGCAAAUAAAGACAUGUUGAAAAGGC